Messenger RNA from Bombina bombina (fire-bellied toad), 5608 nucleotides. RefSeq names its product zinc finger protein 185 with LIM domain (gene ZNF185). The record is from RefSeq and is a predicted model, not a curated record. NCBI's taxonomy places the organism in Eukaryota, Metazoa, Chordata, Amphibia, Anura, Bombinatoridae. The transcript is spliced from 38 exons. The coding region runs from base 181 to 3132 and encodes 983 amino acids.
CUCAGACAGGUCUUGAAUCAGUUUACUUUGACAGUUUAGGAGACACAUUACUGACACACCUGUUUCUGGAUCCUUAGGGAACCUGAAGCUGCAAGUUCUGCCUGCAGAAAAUUUCUUCUAUAGAAGAUUUACUGGCAGCAGCAAUUCAAGAACUGAUUCAAAGGAUAGUGCGUUUAAAAAAUGACAUCUGUACAAACGAAGAAAGGCGCCACUAAAGAAGCAGAUAGGCAGACUAUCCUGAAACAGAUGAAAGUGCGAACUACGUUUAAGAAGGACAAAAGCUGGAUACACCAAAGCUCAGAAGAUGAGAAUGAGGACAGCCCAGUGUCCCCACAACUUAAGUCUUUGGACGGAAAAAAGUUCCUGUGGUCCCCUACUCCUGAAACAAAAAGUGAGAGCCCCUUUAGGGAUUCAGCAACAUAUAAAUCUAAAGAGAUUACUACUACAAGAUCGUCAUCGUCUCCAGUUAAUAAAGAAUUUACAAGCACCACUAAUGAGGCUCAUACAUCAUCUUCAUUAUCACAAUCUCUUUCCAGUGAAAACAAGGCACCAAGGGUCUCAACUGGAUAUAUCAUAAGGGGACAACCAAUCAGUACAUCUUCCAGCACAAAAUCAAGUCAACCUUCAUUCAACGGAUACAAGAAUAGUUAUGUAACUCAAAACAAAAGUGCAAGCCUCCCACGUGUUCCAACUGCUACUGGCUACAAGAUGUCAACAGAGGAGUACAAGAAACUAGCUCCAUUUAAUACAAGAAGUACAUCAUUAGCAGAUCUGUCAGAUGAUGAGACACCUUUCUCUCAAGACGAACAUGCAAAGCGGAGUGAGGUAGCCAGUGGUGUCUUAAGAAACACAGCAACUAAACAGCGCUCAUAUGUUCUUUCAGCUGCAAAAAGAGACAGUGGAAUUGGAACACAAGACACUGCUAACCCCUUUGUGGCAAAACGAGUGGAAGUUAAAGAAGAAGAAAAUGAUACCAGGGAGAGCCAAACACUACCAAAAUCUUUGGCCUCAUAUCUCUAUGAUGAUGCCAGCAGGUUUGAAAACAAUUGGAAAGUGCAACAGAAUUCUUCCUCAUCUUCUCAGACAUCUCCAUCCAGAUAUAAUACUGCAAGAGAGACAAAUAAAACGUACUCUGUGGACAACGUAAGAAAUGUGACUGGAAGAGGGAGCGCUAAUAACACUUCGGAAAUCCCUAAACUUGCCUCUUCUACAACAACUCUUGUGUCAGAUACCACUAUCAAACCAGUGCAAGGAAAGAUCACAGUCAUCAGAGACGAGAGUGAUGAAGAAAAAGUACCAAAAACUACCUCAGAAAGCAGAUCGUAUUCUACAAGAACCACUAUUACCAGGAAUGAUGGGGUGGAAAUUAAAAAGGAAGAAAAUGAAAAUCCAAAGAGUGAUGCCCUCCCCAAAUCUUUGGCUGCCUAUCUUUAUGAAGAUGCAAACAGGUUUGAGAACAGCUGGAAAACACAGUCUUCAUCGUCUGAGACAUCUUCACCCAGACAUGAUACAACUACAAAUGAGACAGGCAGGACAUACUCUACUGGAAGCAGAACCACUACGGUCACAGGAAGGGAGAGUAGAAGUUAUGCCUCUGAAAUCCCAAAUCUAACCUCUUCAAGUACAACCCGUCUUACAGAGACAACUAUAAAGCCCAUCCCUGGGAGGAUCACAGUUAUUAACGAGAGUGAUGAUGACAAAGGGCCAACACCUACCACAGAAAGCAGAUCAGCAACUACAAGAACAAUUACAACCAGAGAUAAUGGUGAGAGCAAUAAACCCGACUAUCCCAAACUAUCGUCUUGGACAACAAGCAGCCCAGAAGACACAAACAACACAGUGAUUAGACCAGGACCUGGAAAAAUCACAGUCCUCAGGGAGGGAAGUGAUGAUGUCAAUACUGACUUGCCAAAGGUAACUUCAGAAAACAGGACUACAACAAGAAGGACAGUGGAUACAAGAAAUGAACGCAAUUAUGGGGACUCAGACAGACCAAUACUGGCGUCCUACACUGAUAAUGAAUCUACAAUACCAGAGAUUAGAACAGUGCCUGGAAAGAUCACGAUGCUUAGAGAUGACAGUGAUGAUGAAGAUGUUUCCAGCAGAGCAGCAGAAAGAAGAACUACAACCUCCACGGAAACCAUAACUGGAAGAAACUAUACCAACAAGGAGCCAGAUCUGAUAAACUGGGAAGAUUUAGAUAAGCCAACUGCCCCAGAAAACAGAAAUAACCCUGAGAUGGAAUCUCCACUGACUGUUAUCUCACCUGAGUUUACUGAUAAAAGGAGGUCCAAUCUUCCUACAAGACCAGGAUCCAUUAACACAGUAAAUGAAGCAAGAUACAGAGUACCAGAAAUUUUCGCAGAGCUGGAUUCCAAACCCAGCACCAGUCGAAUUAUUUCAGAUUCAGGAAACAGAACUAUUACAACUACAACUAGAGAGACUUAUUAUGGUUCUUCAAGAAAUUCAGAACCCAGAUCUGAGAGAAGAUCUAGUCCACUUCCUAGAGAAAAUGUUACCACAACAGUUACAGAAGCCAGAUACAAAGUGCCUGAAAUCUUAGAUGAAACAAUACUGGAAUCAAACAGAUCCAGUUCAAAUUCUGCUUCCACUCCAUCUCGUACAGCAGAGAAAUACAAAGAUUACUUGGAGGAAAUUGAAUCAAGAUCUUCAAGAUCUGUGAGUUCAAGAGAACAUAUUACCACAACUACUACAGUGGAGACUCGCUAUGAAAGCCCUUCCCCAAGUGAGCUCAGUGAUUCUGACCCUAAAGAAACAAAUAACAAAAUCCUGUUUGUCAAGGAAUAUGUGAACUCAAGUGAAAAUCUCACAUCUCCAUCAUACAGUGGAAACCGUCCAUAUUUUAAUGAAGGAUCAGAAAGCAUCACAUAUGGCAGCUCUAGCUACCUGUAUGGCAGUGCACCAACAAGAUCUGCUGAAGCUCCCUGUACUUACUGUGGCCGAGAAAUCAGUGAUGGGGCCAAAAUCAUCUUGGAGCACCUUAAUAUUUAUUGCCAUGAAUACUGUUUUAAGUGUGGCAUUUGUCACAAGCCUAUGGGAGAUUUGAUCGACAGUCUGUUUAUCCACCGGGAUGUGGUCCACUGUGAAAGUUGCUAUGAAAAGCUAUUCUAGGUUUGGAGGAAAAACAGGAUGGUGAAGCUGAAGCUAUUAUGAGUUAAAGUAUUUUACUUCUACUUAAUCACUAUCACAUGAUAUUGAUUGUUGUAAAUUAUCCUAAAGAUGUGAUUGAUAAAUGUUCAUAAUGAAACUGAGCUUCUUUAUCAAAAUACAUUGUCUGCAGAACAAACACAAAGUCAUAUAAUUUUGCAUGCUAAGGUGCAUAUACUAUAUGCUACAUAUAUUAUCCAGCUUUCUGAAAGCAGUGGGAAUUUUUACCAUAAACCAUUAUAAUAGCAGCACAUAACCCCUAAAGGAUAAAGGAUUCUUCAUUUAGAUCCAAGAUACUAAGCUAUUAAUAUCCAUGUAUACUGGUAUUACCAUGGACAAAGCCAUAAAUGUAAUUGGUACCUAUAAUAUCAUUGGUUUAAGCAUUGCAUGCAUUAAGGUAGAUGCCUUUGGAUGUAUUUAUUUAUUUAAUUAUACAUUUACUGAUGCCAAUAUAAUGAGUGCCUUAUUUAUAACCCUCAAACACUUUGCACCACAAAUCAAGGAACGUUUUAAAACUAACGUUUACAUUUAUAAUCAUUAUUUCAAUUGCUUUGGCCUUUAUGAUUUUUGUUAGUUAGUUAAAUAUUCUUCCAAAAAAGUGUGGUUAUUACGCAGUGAGGUUUUCAUUUUACAUUAUAUUAUGUAAUCUAUGCAGUUGGAAAUCUGAAAAUAGGCUAUGAGCUAACUGAUUAAUUGAUAUCACAUUGUAUUGUGCUGCCCAGUUUUCUGCUGAUUUUAAAGGGACAUUAUACACUCAAUUUUUCUUUCCAUAAAUGUUUUGUAGAUGAUCCAUUUAUAUAGCCCAUACAAGGUUUUUUUAAAAAAAAUGUAUAGUUUUGCUUAUUUUUAAAUUACUUUGCUCUGAUUUUCAGACUCCCAACCAAGCCCCAAAGUUUUAGGAGAAUACCGAGGUAUUCCUACUCCAGCUUGCUCCUGUUUGUUUAAAGGGUCUUUUCAUAUACAGGGGAGGGGGAGUGUCUGUUAUUUCCCACUUAAAGUGGGUGUUCUAGUAACCUUUUAAACAGAGCUAAACUGGAAGCUUCUAAGUAAGUUUUUAAAUGGUUUUAUACUGGAUUUUUGUAUCAGUAUCUGUGCAUAUUAUUCUUUAUAGUAGUGUCUAUUACAUGCAGUUACAUGAAAAUUGGUGUAUACUGUCCCUUUAAUGUUGUGCUUAUUAGGAAGCUGGAAGUGGAUUCAUGCAAAUUAUUAUGAUUCACUAAUUGUCAUCUCCUUGAAAUGCAGUUAAAAACAAAUACUCAUGAUGAAGGUGUGUGUUACCCAGGUUUUUGCCGGAGUGGGGGAUUCUGCACAAGGUGUACACUUGCUAAGCAGUUAAAAUCCAACAGUGAAAAACAUGUCCUAAUAUAAUGCACUUACGUGGCACCAUUACCAAUAUAUCUUACACAAAGUAACUAGAAAUUAGAUUGUAGUCUUUGAAGAAGAGGUGUUAUAUAGUCAAAGAGACAAAUUACAAUGUGAUUAAAAAAGACAUGUAGAAGACCUAGUUCCAUAAGCAUGCAUCAAAAAUAAACUUUUACUGAUCUAAAUGAUAUAUUCUGUGUACUAUGUAAUUUGCCCAAGUAUUAAAUAAAACUCCAUUUUUUCAUAGCUGCACAUUAUAUAAUCUUACAAUAGUAAUUAACUGACACUGACAGAUGGAUUGCGAACAUUUAAAAUGUGCUAAUAACUUGCUUCAAAAUGUCACCUUAUCUUCUUAAUUGUAAUAUAUAGAUUGUUAAGUCAGCUUUACAACAAGAAUGUUUAUUUUAAGUGCUACAGACUCUGCAAGUCUAUGUAAUUAACUCCUGCAAAGUGGUUAAACACAUAGUUAAAGAGCUGCUUAGAAGAUGCAGAGAACUGCUGGCCCCAAGCACACACAAGCACUGAAUCAAACAGCAGUAGCAUAAACCAGCUGCCUUUGCAACGGUUAAACACCUAAUCUAGACUUUCCAGGAUCAGUAUUUCUAAAAUUGCAUGAACAAAUUAGAGCAUGCAUUUGUUUGCAAUGCAAUGUUCAGUUAAGUUUGUUAUAUAAUGCUUAACAGGAAGGAACGCUACAGUAUUUUGUUACACUGUGUUACUGUUGUGAAACAGUGAGGGCAAGUUCUAAUCAUUGGAUCAAUAUGCAGCAAGAGAUCACUAAUAACAUCUUACAAAGAAUAACUGGAAUAUAAACAAUAUAACAAUGCAGUUCUAUCUCUACUGUUACAAAACAAUUGUAUCAAUAAAUAUUAAACUAUUAAAUGUUCCAAUUCAUACGUCAAUGUUAUUUGAAAGCAUAUUAUAUUGGGGAUAUAGGGAUAAAUAUUGUAAUAUAUCCAGAUGGUAUCGUUUUACCGUAUUAUGCUUUACUAUGUUAAGGUUGUCAUCCUCAUUCAUAUUCUUUAUGACUGUAUCUUGCUAUAUUACAAGAAAACUAUUAAAGUAUUAUUUUAAAUGA